ACCGGAAUCCGAAACAUCGAAAUGCGCUUGACGUUUCUUGUGCUACACUGAUUAGGUACAAUAUUUUGAUAUAAAAUGUCGCCUCCAUCGGAAUUAAGUUUUGAAGAAAUAUUAAAGUUUAUGUUGGCCCACAAUGGCAAGGUCACGAACCAUGAGUUAGUGAAACAUUUCAAAGUGUUUUUAAUGAAUCCAGACAUGAGAGAUGAAGCAAGAAGUACCUUUAAAAAACAUGUGAAUGCGCUAGCAAUCAUUAAAAAUCAGAAUAACGAGAAAUGGCUUAUAUUAAAGAAGAAAUAUCUGCCAAAUAACGGUAAAGAAAACGAAGAUGUCACAGAGAAAGUCCCCGAGUCACCAAAUGUAACAGUAGCUGAAACACCAGUGGAACCAGUUACAAACAUGGAGGAAGAACCUCCUGAACGCCCUCCACUACCAUUACAACUGAACCAAGAUUUUAGUAUACUGAACAAUCUUAUUCAAGACUCCACAAUUCCUGUCAGCAAUGAUGCCUACAUUCCUAAAAGUGAUUCUAGAGAAAGUCUAUUGUCUGUUCCGAGUGAAGACAUACCUCCAAAAGUGUAUCCUCGCAGGCGAUCAUCGGAAAAAAGUUUUGAGAAAAGAUCUAGCAUUCCAACUACACCUGUGCAGCGAGCCUCCAUUCCUAAUCUUGAUGUAUCUGAGUUUAAUAACUCCAUGUCACCAACAAUGUCAACCUCCACCAGUGAGAGUAUGUUGGUUGAUAGCGAGCAAACAAUAUCUGUGAAGGAGAGAAAGCAAAUGUUUAAUCGAAUGGCUUCGGAGAGUGAUGUAUUGAAGCCUAAUAAACUUGGGAGCAACAUGAGUUCACAGGGCGUAGAUGAGGAAGAUAGAGUUUCUCUCGAUCAAAAGAGCGAGACUGAUCCAUUAGACUCGAAGCAAAAGCAAUGGAUUUUGUGUGCGGCGAGAGGAGAUUAUCACGCAUUGACGAAGAUGUGUAAGGAUAAUCCAAAGCUUGUGAAGACUAAGGAUCCCUUUACGGGUUAUACAGCGAUGCAUUGGGCUUGUAAACGUGGGGAUGAAAACUUGGUAAAAAUGUUGGGUGGAGUCGCCACGUGCCAGCGGUACAUAGUCAACGAACGCUCUAAUGGGGGGUACACACCUCUGCACAUCGCUAUGCAGUUUCGUCACGAGAACGUAUAUAGACUCCUAGUUGAAGUUUAUGAUGCUGAUCCAAAUGUUCGUGAUUGGUCGGGCAGAAAGCCGAGACAAUAUUUGGUACAUAUGGAUACAUCAUUAUCACCUGGCUCCUAUCGAAAGGCAGACACAUUCGAUACACGUCGGACAGUUACCGCACCUCCUGUCGUAAGAGUUACAGCAAACGCAAUAAAUGCUCAGUCAAAAAAGGAGGGAUUUCUUCGCAUUGGGUCCCUGAAUGUGAAAGUGAAGAAAACUACAGAAGCCUUUAGUAACUUCCUUGGCGUGGGCUCGACUAGGUCGUCUGCUUAUGUUCCAAAAUCUGCUCGCGACCGUGAAGAUCGCCGGUCUGAUGACAGCGACCAGCUCAAAAGUUGGGGUUCAGCAGACAAUAUUCAAAAAGAUGACAAACUCAUGCCACCUCCAACCAGUAGCAAAGUGAGGCGUCGUGGCGCUAGUGGUCGAAGAGGGAUCGGAGCAGCACACAGCCGCAGCACUCCAUCAACACCGGAUCAGCCUCGUGCGCAAAUGGGUGUCGUUGAAGACGGAGACUCAGAUUCUGACUCAGCCGCAGGAUUCCACUCAGCAUGGCGACAACAACGAGCUUCACACUGCACUUAGUCGCAUUACUCAUCCACAUAAUAAACACAUAAUUAAAAUUAUGUAACUGGAAACAUUUAAAUUAGGUUCACAUAAACGCCUAAUUGUAAUAGAUUAGAGCACAUACAAGUUUUCUGCAAUAUUCGGCUGAAGUUUCAAGUGAGAACGCCGUAUUUUAGUAAAUUGUAUUUUAUUUGAAAUUACAGAUUACAUUUAAUUGGAAAUUACAGAUUUUUUGUCAAUACUGUAAUUUUUUUGUGUAAUUUGGGUGAAAUUGGUUUCAAAAUGAAUCGAUUUGCAGGAGUUACGGUAGGGGUCAAUAGAGGCGUUUUCGAGGUGAAUAGAAACAGUUACAAAAAAUAAUUAUGUAAUGCAUUUUAGAAAAUAGGAAAUCAAAUUAUAUUUAAGCAUUUUUAUAUGCCCCAAAAAAAUACUUUUCCGUUAACCCCUUGAGACUAUUCACCCUCGUUAAUGGUAGUGACAGGAGAUUCUACAGUUAGAUUUUAUGAUUACAAUUAUAAGUAUUUAACACAAAUCACAAAUAAAGGGUUCCUUACUCUAAAAAAGUAUUGGUCUAUUAGGAAUGAAUUAGAUAUCGCUUAAAUAAAUGUUACUUGACUGAAUGGGCUUCAUCCAUGAAA
Messenger RNA from Trichoplusia ni (cabbage looper), 2411 nucleotides. RefSeq names its product ankyrin repeat domain-containing protein SOWAHB (gene sowah). The transcript has 14 exons. The record is from RefSeq and is a predicted model, not a curated record. Gene Ontology annotation, molecular function: protein binding. Lineage: Eukaryota; Metazoa; Arthropoda; Insecta; Lepidoptera; Noctuidae. Bases 76 to 1791 code for a protein of 571 amino acids.